AUGGCCAUGUUCAACAACCUGCUCAACAUGGCCCAGCUGUUCAACAUGAAGCCCGGGCAGUUACUGCCUUCCACCUCCUCGUCGAGCGACGAUGACGCCGCUGCGCCAACCACCGUCGCCGGCCUGCGGCGGAUGAUCGAGGCGAUCGGCGUCGAGGAGUUCCCCGACUCCCUCCAAACGCUCCUCACCCGCCUCGACGACCUCCCCGACGUCUGCAUCGCCGAGUUGGCCAAGUCGGAGUGCGAGAGUUGCGCCCAAACACUCCCCAGCCUCCUCGCCCUCAAACAACACCAAGAAGAUGCUCACGACGGCCAGCUGAGUCCCGCCCACCUCGAAGCGUUCACCCAACGGCUAGCAAAGACCAUUGAGGAAUCGGCGGUGGAGGUGUCGAAUCCGGGGUCGAAUGAGAGCAGAAGCUCUUCGAGGGAUGAUACGAUGGAACCGCCGGAGAAGAUGGUAGCCCUUCAAGCAGCUGCUUCUCCCGCAAAACGAGCUCGCACGAGAAUCACCGACGAUCAGCUGAAGGUCCUCCGCCAAUACUUCGACAUCAACAACAGCCCCACCGAGGCCCAGAUCCGGGAGAUGAGCCUGAAGACGCAGCUGCCCGAGAAGGUCAUCAAGCACUGGUUCCGGAAUACGCUGUUCAAGGAACGCCAACGAGACAAGGACUCCCCGUACAACUUCUCCAUCCCGCCCCAAAUGGGCAUCGACUUGGACAUGUACGAGAAGACGGGCGAAACCCGCGUGCACCCCCUCACCCCCGAACAAAUCAACGGCUCCGGCAGCGGCCCCGCCCAAAUUUCCGCUUUCCCGACGGUACCCCACGUCGAGAAGGAGGUCAAGCAGGAGAAGCUGGAGGAGAAGAAGCCGGCCCAGCAACAACCCAUGAAUCUACAGGCCGCGCUGGGAGCUGGUGCUCCAAAUUUGGCGGCUAUUUUGGGCAGCUUGCAGCUGCGGACACUUCAACAGUUUUUCGACAAGCAGGCCUACCCCAAGGACGACGACCUGGAGCUGUUGUCCAAGAAGUUGCAGCUCUCCCCGCGGGUCAUUGUCGUGUGGUUCCAGAAUGCGAGGCAAAAGGCCCGAAAAAUCUACGAGAAUCAGCCGAACCUCGAGAACAGCGACCGCUUCGUCAGGACGCCCGGCUGCAACUUCCAGUGCAAACGGUGCAACCUCGUCUUCCAGCGAUACUACGAACUGAUCCAACAUCAACAGAAGAAGUGCUACAAGGACGAUUGUCAGGCCCAACUCCAAGACAACAAGGGCGUCGAGGGACUGCUCACCGACGCCGAGAAGGAGCAACUCGCCGGAAAUCCGGAGGCCCCGCCCCCUCUCCAAAUCUCCGGCCCUCGCCGACCCGGCCGAGCUGCUCAAGCUCCUCCAGGGCUCCGGCUCCACAGAAGCCCUCCUGAAGAUACGCCUUCAAUGUCCGAGUGCGACACACUGGGACGGGAUAUUGGCCUCCACAAGCGCGUCGUGCAGGUGUGGUUCCAAAAUGCUCGUGCGAAAGAGCGAAAAACCCGUGUGGCCAACGGCCAGGACGACGACAUCUCCAGGCCGUUCCCCACCCAGUGCAGCUACUGCAACGUCGAGUUCUCAUCCCGGGUGUCUCUCCAAGACCACGUCUUCUCCCAGCCCCAUCUGACCGUGUUGAAGUCGUUGCACCAGGGCGAUGAGACGGAGACGGCGACGAGGAGUGUCGAGGAGAAUGGAGGACGACAAAGAGCACCAAUUGUCCGGGAUUCGUCACCAAAGAAGGGAGCAGCACCGCUGAAUGCGCACGAAUUUCCGUUCAACUUGCUGAACUUUGGACUGCCGCAAGGCUCCCUCCCGAUGGUGUACGACCCGAGCGUGAUGGGCACGCCGAUUCCGCUGCUGCAGAUCCCGGAAACGGUCAUGGCCCAGAUCACCACCGACUUGAGCGAGGGCCGGAUGACGACAAAGUUCACGCAGGAUGGGCUCGCGUUUGAGGAGCUGAUCUCCGGCCUUGACGAGGAUGAUGCAAAGUGCGCGGCGCAGAAGAACAUGGAGGUCGGCUGGGCGUGCUCCCGAUGCACGAAUGUCUUCCAACAAGAAGCUCUCCUCAAAUCCCAUCAGAGGACCAUCUGCUCGCAAGCGGAGGGCCAGCUCGUGCUCGUCCAGACCCACUACGAGUGCAUCCCGUGCGGCCAGCACUUUGGCACCCAGGUCGACUUCAAGAACCACCUCCAAACCGAUGAGCAUCGCGUCGCGAAAGUUGCUGCUCUCUUCCCAACUUCUACCGUAACCACCUCCGCCUCGACGGCCAGCCCGCUGGCUUCGUUU
This is a messenger RNA of Mesorhabditis spiculigera, 2304 nucleotides long. The record is from the annotation of a GenBank genome assembly. NCBI's taxonomy places the organism in Eukaryota, Metazoa, Nematoda, Chromadorea, Rhabditida, Rhabditidae.